Eimeria acervulina is the source of this 5196-nucleotide messenger RNA. RefSeq lists its product as hypothetical. Bases 1 to 5196 code for a protein of 1731 amino acids. The record is from RefSeq and is a predicted model, not a curated record. The transcript is spliced from 3 exons. Lineage: Eukaryota; Apicomplexa; Conoidasida; Eucoccidiorida; Eimeriidae.
AUGAGUUUCCCGGACAGCCCCUACAGAGAUAAUGAUAGGAGCAACAGCAGCAACAACAGCAGCAAAAGCAGCAGCAGCAGCAGCAAGAGCAACAGCAACAGCGGCAGCAGCAGCAGUAGCAACAGGAGGCUGUCGAUGGUAGCAAAAGUUGAGUCAGAAGAUGCUGAGGGGGCCCUCCCUGCAUGCAGCAGGGCGUCAGAGGACAGCAGCAGCAUCAACAGCAACAGCAGCAGCAGCAGCAGCAGCAGCAGCAGUAGCAGCAAACGGGCUGCCAAGCUGCAGCAGCAACAGGAGCAGCAGGCUAUGCUGCAGCAGUCUCAGUGGGAGCUGCACCAGCAUGACGAAGGGGCAUCAGCAGCAGCAGCAGCAACAACAGCAGCAGCAGCAACACCAGCAGCAGCAGCAACACCAGCAGCAGCAGCAACACCAGCAGCAGCAACACCAGCAGCAGCGGCAGAAGGAGAAGAAGACGCAGCAGCAGAUGAUGAUGCAGGGUCUCUCUACUCGUAUUACUCUGCUCCCGAUUGCUUACAGCGUACUGAGGCGAGUUGCUGCUGCAGCCCCGUUGCUGCUGCUUGCUGCAGCAGCCCUAGCAGCAGCAGCGAUAAAGCAGCAACUGCAGCAGCAGCAGAACAAACAGGAGAUCUCCUAGAAUGCCUCAGACGGGCAGCCAGCAGCAACGCCGCGCAGCAGCCUCCCCUGCUAAGAGCUUCCUCUGAUGUAUAUCUGCAGCAGCAGCAGCAGCAGCAACGCCAGAAGCAGCAGCAGCAGCAGCAGCAGCAGCGGCAGCGCUCGUCUCCUGUCGAGAGCUCACAAGCAAAUCAGGAUCAAGAUGUUGCUGCAGCGCAGCCACAGAAGCUGCUGCUGCCGGAACAGUUUCUGCAGCAGCAGCAGUUGCUGCAGCAGCAGCAGCAGCACCUUCAGAUGCUGCAGCACGAACAGCAUAAGAGACAGCAGCAGCAGCAUCAGCAGCAGCAAGCUGAGCUCCCUAGUAAUGCUGCACAAAGAGAGGGUCUCCAUUUAGUUUUCAACUCGCUGACUGCCUCUGGACAGCAGCACCCGCAGCAGCAGCAACAAGAGCAGCAGCAGCAGCAACAACAGAAACAGCAGCAGCAGCAGCAGCAGCGGCAACGGCAUCAGCAGCAGCAGUCUCGGUUGCAGGAGCUGUCUUCGUUUAGUUCUCGCUGGCCUGAAGCAGCAACAGACGCAACAGCAGCAGGAGGGACGGGAGCAGCAGCAGCAGCAGCAGCAGCAGCAGCAGCAGCAGCAACUCGACUCAAGGGGCCCCCUCAGCUGCUGCACGGGAGCGCCCACCACGCUAGCAGCGCCUGCCGCAGGUCUCGGCGUCCUUCAUUGCCAGUGCGGUGCCGUUUGCUGCUGCAGCAGCAUCUGCAGCUGCAGCAGCUGCAGCAGCAGCAGCAGGUGGGAAGUGCAUCCUACGAAGGCGGAAGCCACAUGCAGCAGCAACGCCAUCCUGCUGCUGCUGGAGCAGCACGGCGCUGCAUGUCUUGCGAUGAAGGCUUCACUGAGAAGGAGCAGCAGCAGCAACAGCGGCUGCUGCUGCUGCUGCACUCGGGAGCUUCUUUCUCCAGCAGCAGGUAUGGCUUAAGCAGAAGCCCUAUACUUCGCUGCAGCAAUGUUGUACAUACACCCCAAACGACUCUGUCUCUUCCUGCUGCAGAGGCCUCUACACUAGCAACAGAAACACCGCUAGCAGCAGCAGCAACUGCAGCACCAGCAACUGCAGCAGCAACUGCAGCAGCAACUGCAGCAGCAAUUGCAGACAGCCCUGAGCCUCAGGCUACGUGGAAGGUUGCUCAGAGCUCACCGAGGAGCAGCAGCAGCAGCAGCAGCAGCAGCAGCAGCAGCAAUCGUCGCCAGCUUGCAGUGGAGACAAGGAGCUCCCUGCCGACACCCUGGCUGUCUCCCGCUGCUUCUGUUGCUGCAGAGCCGGAGACAGCAGCAGCUGCAGCAGCAGAACCAGCAGCAACAGCAGCAGCAGCAGCACAUGCAAUCGCAAGACCCUCUCUGCAGCUGCCACCUCCACAAACGCAAACGGUGCAAAAGGAGAGAGGAGAGAUUGGGCAGCAGCAACUGCAGCAGCAGCAGCAACUGCAGAAGCAGCAGCAACUGCAGCAGCAGAAGCAGCAGCAGCAGCGGCACGAUGUUGCCGCUGCACCUUCUCUAGAGAGCUGUUGGGGGGAUGCAGAGCAAAUGGAUUCACCUAUGGGGCUUCCAGCAGCAGCAGCAGCAGCAGCAGCAGCAACACCAACGCCUGCUGCUGCUGCAACUGGUGCUGCUGCAGCGCGAAAUCUUGCAGCAGUUGCAGAUGGGGCUUCGCUGCUGCCGCUGCCGCUGCAGCUGCGACACCCUGCACCUCUGUUGGGGUGUAUAGACACUGCAGGGGCUGACAGCAGCAGCGCUUGCUAUACCCCCUUGAGCAGCAGAGCAGGAGGAAGUGCUGCUGCGAGCCCGGGGGUUGAAGCAGCAGCAGCAGCAGAUGCUGCAUCAGCUGCUGCUGCUGCUGCUGCUGGCUUCGUCUCGCCUGCACCGACACACAGCAGCAGCAGCUGCAUGCACACCCCUAUGUGCUCUACUCCAACUGGUGGGGCCCCGCUCUUCCACUCGCAGCAGCAGCAGCAGCAGCAGCAGCGGCAGCAACAGCUGGCUCCACAUCAAAGAAUUGAGACAGCAGUCUUUGAGGUGUUCAGUCAUAGGCGGAUGAAACAGCAGCAGCAGCAGCAACCGCAGCAGCAGCAGCAGCAACAGCAACAGCUCGCGACCGCCUUUAAGCUCAACAGGCAGCUGCCACCGCAGCAAACGCUGCUGCAGCAAGAAAGCCCUGUGAUGUUUGCUGAUGUCUCGUCAGCUCGAGCAAGAGAAGGCUCAGCAGCAGCAACUGCUGCAGAAGACCUACUGCAUCAGCAGCAGCAGCACAAGCAGCAGCAGCAGCAACAACAACAACAAACGCAAAGCAUCAGCCGCUUCUUCUGUUGGCCCCGAAGCCCCUCGCGCUCCAUGCCCAUUCUCAGCAGCAGCAGCAGCAGCAGCAAGAGCACUAGCAGCAGCAGCAGCAACAGCAGCAACAGCAGCAGCAGCAGCAAAAGCGAAGCCUCUUAUUGGGAUCUGCUGGCCUUCAUACUCGACGAAGUCUCAAGUCGCCGCAUCCGCCCCGCAGCAGCAGCAGCAGCAGCUGCAGCAGCAGCAGCAGCAGCAAAUUCGGUUAGUGGAGCAACCCCAGCUGCAGCAACAGCAGCACCAGCAGCAGCAGCAGCAGCAGCAACAAAGGUUGAGAGGGGCCCACAGGCGGAUACCAAAUGGCCUCUUGGGGCCCCCCAGUCGGAUGCACUUCCUGUGCUGCUGACAGGGGCCCCCAUCACUAACGAGCAGCAGCAGCAGCAGCAGCAACAGCAGCAGCUGCAUCUCCUGGUGCAGCAGCAGCUGCAGCAGCAACGUGCUGCAGCAGGUACAUACCGCAGCAUCUACGGCGUCAGCCGAGCCAGCAGCAUGUACAGCGUAGUGGACGCUUCUGAGCCCACAGUAGCAGCAGCAGCAGCAGCAGCAGCAGCAGCAACAGGUUCCGUCACGGCAGCUGCAGUUGCUGCAACGCCUGCUGCUGCUGCACCUGCUGCAGCUGCUGCAGCAGAUGCUUCUAAAAGGCAGUGCAGCGAUGAGGCCCCAGCGCGGGCCCAGAUGAACCCCACAGCGUUUUACUGGCUGCCGCCAGAGCAGCAGCAGCAGCAGCAACAGCAGCAGCAGCAGCAACAACAACAACAACGGGCGUUGCAGCUGCAGCAAAUGCCAAUAGUGAAUCGGCAAACGCUGCAGCAACAGCUGCAACAAGAAAUGCGACAGCAGCAGCAGCAGCAGCAGCAACAGCAGCAGCAGCAGCAGCAGCAGCAGCAAAUGAACGAUCCAUAUAUUAGCCUUCGCCGGCGUUUUGGCUUAUCACAAUUUCUUCCUUCCAAGCGAGCCUCUGCAGCAGCAGCAGCAGCAGCAGCAGCAGCAGCAGGAGCAGGAGCAGCAGCAACAACAGGUCUCGGGUCUUCUGCGUGUUCAGAUCCUCCCCCUUCUUCUGCUCAGCAGCAGCAGCAGCAGCAGCAGAAGAAGAAGCAGCAGAAGAAGAAACAAACAUCUAUACCUGCAACUCAGCUGCGCAGCCUUAUGCGCAGCUCGCGUGCUGCUGCUGUACUCUCGUUGGGGCGCUGGAGCAGGAAGCUCAGCAUUACUCUCACUCGUUUGCUGCCUUGGAGGCUGCACAACGUUCUACCGCAGAAACGGCAGCAGCAGCUGUUGUCUCAAACUGCUGCAGCAGCAGCAACAACAGCAGCAGCAGCAGCAGCAGGUCGCCGAAGGAGUGCUUCUUGUUCUUUCCCUCUCGACCGCUGCUGCUCUCCAGCAGCAAACUGUGGGGCCCCGCAGCAGCAAUAUCGGUUUAGGGCAGCCAGUAUUGCAUUAGCCUCGCCUCCUCUCCACGGCUCUGCGGCAGCUGCUGCUGCAGCAGCAGCAGCUGCUGCUGCUGGUGCUGCUGCUGCUGCUGCUGCUGCGGGUAGGCGAACGGGGGCCUCAAGGGCUGGAGGUGAAAGCAGCUCGUGGCCGUUGCUGCCGCGAACACAGACAGAUAUAGCAGCAGCAGCAGUAGCAGCAGCAACAGCAGCAGCAGCAGCAAAAGCAGCAGCACCAAAAGCCUUUACGCCGCCUCUCUGCAGCACAGCGCCUCUGUUCCCAGGCCCUAAGAUUUCUUCUCUACCAACACCUGCGACAGCAGCAACAGCAGCAACAGCAGCAACAGCAGCAACAACAGCAGCAACCACAGCAGUAACAACAGCAGCAACAACAGCAGCAGCAUCGGGGAGAAGCCCCCGUCGCAGCGAAGAGCAGUGGCGCUCGUCUCCAGGCGACAGCCUGCCCGCCCGGCAGCAGCCUCAGCAGCCUCAGCAGCCUCAGCAGCAGCCUCAGCAGCAGCAGCAGCAGCAGCAGCAGCAGCAAGAGGAGGAGGAUGAAGAUGAAGAUGAAGAUGAUUACCCAGAGGUUGUGGGCAGCGGCUGGCUAGAGUUUACCGUCCCCGAUCAACAGCAGCAACAGCAGCACAAACAGCAGCAGCAGCAGCAGGAGGAGCAUCAUCAGCAGCAGUAUCAUCAUCAUCAUCAGCAGCAGCAGCAGGGCGGAGGUGCAGCGCAGCAAAGUGUGGAUUAG